AUGCCGUCUACAGUCUUAGAGAAGAGCUUCGGGUCAACCUUGCCGGCUGCCUGGUAUCGCGAGCAGGCCUUCUACGACCUUGAGCGCAGGGCUAUCUUCUCAAACCAUUGGCUGCUCAUCACACAUGCUAGCCGGUUCCGCGAAUCUGGGCAGUAUGUCCGAUUUGAAAUGGCUAACUAUCCCUUCUUCGUCAUUAAGGACAGGCAGGGCAAGAUCAAUGCUUUCCUUAACGUUUGUCGUCACCGCGCCUUUCCUCUGAUCCAUCAAGACAGCGGCACGGCUAGGAUAAUAGCAUGCAAAUACCAUGGCUGGUCGUAUGGAAUCAACGGCAAGCUGGCCAAGGCGCCACGCUUCGACAGCCUGCCGGACUUUGACAAGUCGGAAUUCUCACUUUUCAAGAUCCACACCCAUAUCGAUAAAAUGGGCUUCAUCUACGUCAACUUCGACAAUUCGCCUGAACCAAUCCCCUGGAGCUCCCAGUUUGGCGGCAUUGACGAACAGCAGAGGAUGAAUCAGUUCAACCUAGACGAUUACGUCUUCGACCAUGACUGGAAAAUGGACGGAAAUUUCAACUGGAAGGCCCUGGUCGAGAACUAUAACGAGUGCUACCACUGCUCCGUUGCUCAUCCUGGCUUUGCCUCCUUCUUGAAGCCCGAAGGCGACUUUCCCAAAGCUUUUAAGAAAAACUUCAUCGAAUAUUAUGUGGAGGGUUCCAUGAAGGCUGAUGCUGUGGUCAUCCCAGCGGCUCCACAGUUCUUGUUUCCCAAUGCUACUAUGACUAUUUCUGGCGCUUUCUUUUACAUGAUGUCCGCAGUACCAACGUCACCAACAACAUCGAUUAUGUCAUACCAAAUCUUCCGCAACAAGACGGCCUCUGACGAAGACUUCAACGAUGCUUGCGAGUUCUUCAAACAGGUAGAAAGAGAGGACAAAGUACUCGGGAACGGAGUUCAGAUCAACCUGAACACAGAUACCUACAUUGCAGGGCCCCUUCACCCCAGAAUGGAGGACGCAGUAAUUCAGUUCCAGUCAUGGCUACGGUCCAAGCUCCAUGAGCAUCGAGCCCAGGAACAGAAUGGAGGCGGUGAGAUCUGGCCAGCUCGCCGUGCUCGGCAAGAAGAUGCGCAACUUGAAGAGGACCUCCCCGAUUAG
Molecule: messenger RNA, 1152 nt
Organism: Cucurbitaria berberidis CBS 394.84
Lineage: Eukaryota; Fungi; Ascomycota; Dothideomycetes; Pleosporales; Cucurbitariaceae
Product: ISP domain-containing protein
Exons: 5
Coding region: 1-1152 (383 amino acids)
Molecular function (GO): 2 iron, 2 sulfur cluster binding; iron ion binding
Source: RefSeq, a predicted model, not a curated record